GGCCGCAAACCCAUUACUUAAGCUGCUUGCAAUUCCGUAAUCUCGGCCGCUUUCUUACCUAUAAGCCCUGUUAUUACCGGAAUUUAAAGAUAAAGCAUUAUUGAGCUCUAAUAACUUGCGUUCCGAACCCUCUCCUAACUCGAGCCGAGCUUGCGAAUUAUAUCUAGCGCCGGCAGCAAGCUACCGGGAAGAUAGAGAGAGGGUUUGCCGGAUACCGGGCAAUUACGGUUAAUAAUUAUACGCGAGAGCUAACCCAAGAGGAGGAGCAGGAGCUCCAGGACCGGCAGUAACGGCGUAAGGAUAGGAAGGCAGAGAGGAGGGUUUAGGAGAUAGAGAGGAAGGAGCGAGUGAGGAAGUUAUAAGUAUAAAAAGGCCAGUUCCUAGGGAAGGGGAAGUUUGAGGCGUGGUGGGAGGCGAGGGAGAAGGAGUGGCAGAGAGCAAGUGAGAGGUUAAAGGAGGGAGACAGGGAAAGGAGGAAGAUAAAGAAGGAUAGAGAGAAGUGGGCUGAGUGGGCAGAGAGAGAGGAGCAAGAGAAGAGAGAGAGGGAGGGGCAGGCUAAAGAAGAAGCUUGCGGACUAGUGGAGAGGCAGGCUUGCAAGCUGAGAGAGAGGCAAGCGAAGUUAUAUAUAGACGAAUACGAAUAUUACGAUAAUUAUUAACUCUAAUUCCAGGGCAAGUGAGGCUUGGGAGAGGCCGCGAGAGGAAGAGAGCUUUGCGGGUAAAAGUAAGGCUUGGGAGGGAGUUACGGGUGAGAGUACAGG
Messenger RNA from Hyaloscypha bicolor E, 761 nucleotides. RefSeq lists its product as uncharacterized. NCBI's taxonomy places the organism in Eukaryota, Fungi, Ascomycota, Leotiomycetes, Helotiales, Hyaloscyphaceae. The record is from RefSeq and is a predicted model, not a curated record. The annotation marks the transcript as partial. The transcript has a single exon.